UGCUUUGUGACACUCAGACCGAGCUGAUUCUGAAUGAACAGACUGUGUUUAGCACCUGCUGCAGAGUCUGGCAGAUUCUCGUAAACGUUGGUGAUUCUAAUAGAAAUGUGUUUGAUGAGCACACACCUGAUGAAUCCUGUGUGCCGCGCAGAGAAGAUUUGCAGUCAGUUCUGUGGGUCGUGUAGGGCCUUUUCAACAGAAAAUGCACAUCAAUCACAGAAUCCAGUCAUAAAAAUGUAAUUUAUUUAAUAAUGCGGAAUGUCACAGAAUUUGGCAAAUUUUGGAUAAAUAAUUCCAAAGUAGAGAUGUACAGGUAAUGAAAUGCUGAUAGUAUCUGUGAAUAUUAAAGCAGGUAAAUGCUGCUGUGUGAAUGUGAAGUCUCAUGAACUCAUCAACAUCAUCAUCAUCAUCACGUCACCAGCGUUUCACCAGUUCUUUUAUCAAAUCUAUCAUCAGCUACACACACAAACUCAAAGACAGAAACAAUUAUGAUGGAAAUUUGAGAUGCACCGAUUGCAAUUUUCUUGGCCGGAUCCGAUUAUUAAAUUUUUUUUGUAAGUUUGAACUGCUGAUUCUGAUUUUCUUUUCUAAAAACUAUAAUUGACAGCAUUUACAUUUAGUCAUUUAGCAGAUGCUUUUAUCCAAAGCGACUUACAAAUGAGGACAAUAGAAGCAAUCAAAACUAAUAAAAGAGCAAUGAUAUGCAAGUGUUAUAACAAGUCUGUUAGCUUGAACACUUAGCAAGGUUUUUUAUAUAUAUAUAUACACAAACAAAAAUCUAUACUGUUUAAUGCAAAAAAAAAAAUAUUUACAUUAUAAAAUAUUAUUAAACAUUACAAUUCCCCCAAUCUGGACAGUUACAGAUGUUCUCUCACUUAAACAACUCUCAAAAUAAAGUGUAUUUAACAAAACAGAUGUCAUUUCCCUCUGUUUAUAAAUGGUCAUUUUUCCCCCUAACCUUAUGAAAUAUGUCAUCUUUCACAUCAAAUUCUUACAUUGUAUCAAUUAAUUCAGUUAAAAUAAUAAGAAACUGUAAACUGCAUCUCUCCUGCAGCAAACACAGAAGCUGCAUCUGAAGUGGCAUUAGAUGCAUUUACACACUGUUCAAUGAAGCAUAAAUGCAUUUAUGCCACACAAUUUCAAAUGCAAAAAUAAUUAAUGUUUUAAAUAUUUUAUAAACAUACAAAUAAGAUAUGUUGGGAAAAAUGCAAUGAUAGUUUUAAAUAUGAAACUAAACCAGUAGGUGGCGUGGAUUCAUUCAGUAACAAAACACCUGUGUGUGUUGCUCAGAGACACAACAGUUCUGCUGUGGCUUUGACCGGAACUAUUUUCAUCAGUGAAAUUGAGCAAAAACAGUCAAUAUUGUGUCUAAAAUGUAAGUCACUUCAUUUGACAGCUUGUUUAUUGAACUACUAUUGCGUAAAACCACAUUGCAGUUGUGUUGAAACAUUUUGGUCGUGCAAUGUUGGAUACCUAAAUCAUAUAAUAUAAUUUUUUUUCUCGUUUACCGCAGUAUGCAUCUAUAAGUUUCUGUGUGUGCUGUUGCACUCAUUUGUUUUGUUUUCUGCACGAGUCUCUCUCACACACUCACUCAGGCUGCGCGAGCAUCAUCUGGCGUGACAUCUAUACGUUAUCAGUCGCCGUAAGUGUGACGUUAAAACAGACCGCAGGGCUUGCAAAAUCUCUGGCCCGACGUCCCGGGGCUGUUGUGUUUUCCAGUCGGGCUACCAAAAUGUAUCACCGCCUGCCCGACGGGCUCCUUAAAUACAGACCUCCCGCGGGUCCUUAAAAACUCUGAAAGUGAGUUGUAUCAAAAAUAAGGCCAAGAGUAAUUUUAUGGCUCAAUACUGUAUGUUACUAUAGACACUGUCCAGCCCCGCUCAUUCUGUGUUCAUUUUACUUGUGCGGCUCUUAAAAUGGGUCAUAAAUUGCCUUAAAUAUAUUUUUUAAAAUUCUGCAGAUACCCUGUAAAUAGUGAAAUAAAAUUCCUUCCUUCAUAUUUGUUGAUAUUUGUGUAUUGAAAAUAUUUUUGAUUGACAUUUAAACUCCUAUCUGAUUUUCUAUAUUUAAAAAAAAUAAAAAAUAAAAUAAAAUAGUAAUUUUUUAAUUCUGGCUAGUUAAAUUAAUUUUCGGGCUUCCAAAAUCUGAAGAGUACCUGCCCGAAGGGCUACCAGGGAUUUUGAAAUUUUGCGAGCCCUGGACCGGCAGUCACCGGCGCGGGCGAUCAUGUAGAAAACCGGCUAAUUCCGGUCCCUGGCCGGUCGAUCGGUGCAUCAUAUUAUUGUUAAGUUCUAUUAUAGUAAAAUGUACUUCUCAAAAUAAAAAUAUCACAGUGCAUUGAAACACGUAAUUUUUUUUUUAAAUAUCACAAUUUAUCUUCCACGUUUUAAUUUGACAGUAAAUCUCUGUUGUGCAGGACUGUUUGCCAAACAAUAAAAGGAAUUGUUCAAAUUUAAUUUGGUUACCUUUUAAAAGAUCACAAUUUUUUAACACAAAUGUGCAUCAAUUCAUGAAAUAUAGAAUCCAGAAAAGUUAGAACAGACAACACAAUUUCUAAAAAAAAAACAUUGCGUAGUGCACUAUUAUUGUUAUUGUUUUAAUACAUUUAUUUUUUAUGACUACAUUUGCUGAAAUGUGCUAAAAUCACUGUAAUGCACUGCGUCUUGUUGCUGAAUGUGAUGUUUUGUAAGUUUCUCUGCUGAUCUGCUCUCUCUCUCUGUCUGUGUGUGUGUGUGAGAGAGAGAGAGAGAGAGUGUUUGUGAGUGUUUCUUUGUGAGUGAAUGCGUGAGCUUACGAGUGUGAGUGGAUGUGUGUGUGUGUGCGUGUGUGUGUGUGUGUGUGUGUGUGUGUGCGUGUGUGUAGUAUCACUGCGCACCGCUGUGUCUUGAGCAGGAGGAACGUGAUACUCAUGUAUUGAGCUCUCCAGUAAAACCGAUCUUAAUGUCAAUGGCCACUGCAUGUAAGAAGCACCUUCAGACCUCCUCUGUCCCACAGACGGCAGGCGCAGCCCGCGACCAUGAUUUGAGGAUCAGACUCUGUCUUAAUGUUCGCCUUAACCGCAUACACAUACCUCACCAUCUUCGAUCUCUUCAGUUUGAUCACCUGUCUGCUGAGUUUCUGGGUGACCAUGAAGAAACCCAGUCAGGUGUACUCCUUUGGCUUCGAGCGUUUUGAAGUGCUGGCGGUGUUUGCCUCCACUGUGCUGGUUCAGCUGGGCGCUCUCUUCAUCCUGAAGGAAAGCGUGGAGCGUUUCGUAGAGCAGCCCGAGGUGCACACGGGGCGUCUGCUGGUGGGAACAUUUGUGGCUCUGUUCUUUAAUCUCUUGACUCUACUGUCUGUCAAGAACAAGCCCUUCGUCUUCGUGUCUGAAGCCGCGAGCACCAGCUGGCUUCAGGAGCACGUGGCAGACCUGAGCCGGAGUCUGUGCGGACUCAUCCCGGCGCUCAGCAGCAUUCUCCUGCCCAGAAUGAACCCGUUUGUGCUGAUCAACCUCGCUGGAGCUUUUGCUUUGGGCAUCACAUACAUGCUCAUCGAAAUCAAUAACUAUAAUGCGAUGGACACCGCGUCUGCCGUUGCCAUCGCCCUCAUGACCUUUGGCACUAUGUACCCCAUGAGCGUGUACAGCGGGAAGGUGCUGCUGCAGACCACCCCCUCUCAUGUCAUCGGUCAGCUUGACAAACUGCUCCGAGAGGUGUCCACAUUGGAUGGAGUUCUUGAAGUCAGAAAUGAACACUUCUGGACCAUUGGCUUUGGCUCUUUGGCCGGCUCCGUUCACGUCCGCAUUCGCAGAGACGCUGACGAGCAGAUGGUUUUGGCCCAUGUGACCAAUCGGCUGCACGCGCUAGUGUCCACGCUGACCGUUCAGAUCUUCAAAGACGACUGGGCGCGUCACUCGCUGACCUCCAGCACCCUGCCCACCGGCUCGCUCAGCCUCUCGGAGUACGUGGCUGCGGCCGCCUUCCCUCCAGCGGGGUCCAAACCGCACGAGGAGUUGAACCCGGUCACGUCUACGCCUGCGAAGCCCAGCAGCCCUCCUCCCGAGUUCUCCUUCAACACGCCGGGGAAGCACAUCCAGCCCGUGGUGUUUCAGACGGCCCAUCAGCACAGGCCCUUCAACGCACCUCUCUCCUACGGGAUGUCUCCCUACUCCAGCAUGCUGAACCCCAGCGGCGGCCCUGCGACGAGGCCGGGCUUCGGGGUUCAAGGAUACAGGACUCUGAAUGCAGCGCCACACAGAUACGGCAGCGGUCUGCCCUCGUCACAGACUGGCCAACAGAGACCGUGAACUGAUCACACCAUCAUCACGCCGCUAGCCCACCACUACCCUGAGUAUUUAUUUUAUCGGGACCAAGAGCAACAGUUUUAUUUUCAAUGGAUUUUUUGUCUGUAUUCUUUAUUUGUAUUAAACCGCUAUCAGACA
Onychostoma macrolepis is the source of this 4420-nucleotide messenger RNA. RefSeq names its product solute carrier family 30 member 6 (gene slc30a6). The record is from RefSeq and is a predicted model, not a curated record. Gene Ontology annotation, cellular component: membrane. Gene Ontology annotation, biological process: transmembrane transport; monoatomic cation transport. The transcript is spliced from 12 exons. Lineage: Eukaryota; Metazoa; Chordata; Actinopteri; Cypriniformes; Cyprinidae. Gene Ontology annotation, molecular function: monoatomic cation transmembrane transporter activity. The coding region runs from base 3044 to 4285 and encodes 413 amino acids.